CGGUGAGCUCAUCCCUGGCCCCACGCCGCAGCAGACCCUGCGUCACACCACCACCUCACCUACCAUCCCGCCGCACGCGCUGCACCCCCGCACCUACACCCUGAUGGACCCACUCCCGCUCUACGGCGCGCCGCCGCUGCUGCCGCACAGCGCAAAGGCCACAUCGGCGUCGCCCACGCUCGCCGCGCUCACACGCCACCCGUCGCCGUUCGACUCGCCGUGGGACGCGAGCGUCUCGUCGCCGGCAUCGUCGCGCGACUUUGGCUCGCCGGCCCUCUUCGACUUCGACGCCGCGCCCGGCUCGCCCAACGGCACCGCGACGCUGCCGGGCUCUGACGCCGCCGCGGCCGACGACUUCGCCUGGCUUGCCGGCGUCGAUCUGUUCGGCGCCGCCGGCGCAGACGUCCCUGCCACGCUGCAGGCAUCUGCCGCCGCGCCUGCCGACCGCCAGAGCGAGCUGUCGCACGAAGUUCAGAGCCUGCUCUCCGCGCAGUGCGGCCUGCCGCAGGACUUCUCGUUCGACACCACCCUCUCGACGCGCGGACACAACGCUCUGCUCACCGUCGCAUCGCGUGGCGUCAGCCGCAGCAGCAGCGCCUCGUCGCUCCUUGCUCCGACGCCCACGUCGACUGCACCGCGCUCGCCGUCGCCGGCCAACUCGCAGGACUCCACCAUCGCGUCCCUCGCAGCGGCCUUCGUGCGCGAGUACGCGCGCACGCACGAGAGCGCCGAUACGGCCGUACUGCUGCGCGCCCUGGCAGUGGCCGGCAUCGAAGUGAGCAUGCACACCGUCGAGGACAUCCUCUCGGCCUACGCCGCCGGUGCGCCGUCCCCGACCCUGCGCUCGGCGACGCAGUCGCGCUCGCCCUCGGUUGCCUCGUUCAGCAGCUCCAAGGCCGACUCGCUGUCGGCAUCCGUCACCGACUGGCCCGCUCCGCAGAGCUGGACGACGCUCGACGCUCAGUCCGUGCUGUCCUCUUCGGCGCACUCUCCGCUCGGCGAUGAUGCGGCGGCUGCCGUGACGACAAUCGGUGGCGAGCGCGCCCCCGCCUCGGGCAAGGCUCGAUCUUCUCUUCACACGACGCACAAGGACAUCACGGUCGGCGGUCGCUCGUCGCAGCCGCUGCUCUCGACCCGCGGCUCCGGCGCAGCCCGUCGCUUCACCUGCUCCGUCUGCUCAAAGGUCUUCGAGCGUGCAUACAACGCACGCACGCACAUGACGACGCACCUCUCGGCCGACGCGCGCGAGCGCCCCUUCGUCUGCCCGUGCGCGUGCGGCAAGGACUUCGCACGCAAGCACGACGCCAUGCGUCACUACCGCAGCGUUCACCUGCGCAAGGGCGAGGCCGUCGACGAGGAAGCAGUCUCCCGCGCCGUGCAGGGCCACGCCAAUCCGACGGCCGGCGAGAUGAUGGAGGAGACCUAGUCUUUCCGUCCACCACCCGUUUGCAAGCGUACAACCGCACUCCACCUCUCAUCGGCCUCCGGCCCUUGUGCUCCGUGCCCGACGUCCGCGUCGCGCCACGCACUCGCGCUCAAGCUCGGCCUCGCUGUCUCCGCCUCUGCCCGGACGACCUGCGCCAGCUGCGCCUCGCGCCCUCGAGUCUCCGCCCCGCGUGCCUUCGCCGCACGUGCAGCGCAAGACCCGAGUGUCCGCGAUCCCACCCCUCCAAGCCUGCUCAGCUGUCAGCCUCCGCCUCGAACGUUCUCACCCCAUCCCGCCGCCUCCCUCCCACCACCCCACCACCCGAGAUUCGCUCCCGCGACUUGUAAUGAGUCGGGAGCCGUCGGGCGUCGAGCCUGCUGAGCCCCAUCCUUCCCUUGUUCCCU
This is a messenger RNA of Tilletiopsis washingtonensis, 1830 nucleotides long. RefSeq lists its product as hypothetical. Gene Ontology annotation, cellular component: nucleus. The transcript is spliced from 2 exons. The record is from RefSeq and is a predicted model, not a curated record. The coding region runs from base 104 to 1426 and encodes 440 amino acids. NCBI's taxonomy places the organism in Eukaryota, Fungi, Basidiomycota, Exobasidiomycetes, Entylomatales.